Lingula anatina is the source of this 1485-nucleotide messenger RNA. RefSeq names its product dynein axonemal heavy chain 10-like. Gene Ontology annotation, cellular component: dynein complex. Gene Ontology annotation, biological process: microtubule-based movement. Gene Ontology annotation, molecular function: minus-end-directed microtubule motor activity; ATP binding; ATP hydrolysis activity. The record is from RefSeq and is a predicted model, not a curated record. Lineage: Eukaryota; Metazoa; Brachiopoda; Lingulata; Lingulida; Lingulidae.
AACAUACUGACAGAUCUACAGAGGUAUCUCUUCAAGUGGAAGGGAUAUAAGGGAAUCUGGCACAUGGAAAAGGUUGCCAAAGCAGAGAGGUGGUUGCAGAAAGACCCCAGUGUUGUGGCCUACGAUGACCGACUCCAGUAUUAUCACAAGGUCAUGGAGGAUGUGGCCAACCAGCCGCUGAUCAAGGACCAGAUGUGUAUCAGACUGGUCAUGGAGCCACUGGCACAUUCCAUCAAGGACCAUUGUAAGCAAUGGAUUGACCUCAUUGGGAAAUUGCUGCAGGAUUCUGCUAAGAGCAGUCUGUACAGUCUCAAGGAAGAGUUGGAGAAAAAAUCUGAUGACCUAGAGCGUCCCCCAGAGACUCUUGAAGAUCUGAAGUUUGUGCUAGGAAUUAUGGCUGAAAUUAAAGACAGGUCUCUGGAGAUAGAAAACAGGAUUGUGGAUAUUAAGGAGAAAUACAGAACCCUUGGCAUGUACAAGCUAGAGACCACUGAGGAGGAGACCACCCUUGUGGCCUCUUUGAAGGACAUGUGGAAUGACCUUGUCUUCAAGUCCAAGAAUGUAGAUGCUGGACUUGUGGUGGUCAAAAAGAAAUUUACAGAGAUAACACUGGAACAAAUCAAAGAGUUUGCCAAGACAUUGAACAGCUUUGCUGAACGUUUCCACAUGGAGGGACCAGGAGCUUCUGGCAAAGAUCUAGACAAAGGUGUGGAACUAAUGAAGCAGUACAGAGAAGAAGUGGCCAAGUUUGAGGCUGAUCGCCAGGAGCUUGCCAAUGCAGAGAAGCUGUUUGACCUGCCAAUUACUUCCUACCCAGAACUGCUCCAGGUUCAUAAAGACAUGAAAGGACUGGAACAAAUCUAUCAAAUCUAUUUGGACCAGAAAGCUGCCAGAGAACAGUGGUCAGAACAGCUGUGGGCCAACCUGAAUGUCACUCUCCUACAGGAUGGCAUAGAGAACUAUCUAAAGGCCCUGCGCAAACUUCCACGUGAGAUACGCAACAUGCCAGUGGCCAGAGCCGUAGAUGAGAAGAUGAAAGCUUUCAGGGACUCACUUCCAUUGUUUGUGGAUCUCAAGCAUGAAGCUCUGAGAGAAAGACAUUGGAAGGAGUUGAUGACUAAGACUGGUCAGAAUUUUGACAUGAACCCAGAAACUUUCACACUAGCCAAUAUCUUUGCCAUGGAGCUGGAGAGGUUCCAGGAGACCAUUGGUGAGAUUGUCACCUGUGCUACAAAGGAAUUGAGCAUUGAAAAGGGUGUGAAAGAGGUGGAGGAGACCUGGGGCAGCAAUGGUAUGAAGUUCACAGUGACUAAGUACAUGAAGGGGACAUCAGAUCGUGGUUGGAUCCUGGGAGCUGUGGAUGAAGUGGUGCAGUUCCUGGAUGAUAAUGCUAUGAAUCUACAGAGUAUGUCUGCCUCCAGGUUCAUAGGCCCCUUCAUGAAUGCUGUACAGAACUGGGAGAAGAGCUUGUCACAUAUCAGUGAA